This is a messenger RNA of Benincasa hispida (wax gourd), 774 nucleotides long. Lineage: Eukaryota; Viridiplantae; Streptophyta; Magnoliopsida; Cucurbitales; Cucurbitaceae. The record is from RefSeq and is a predicted model, not a curated record.
AUGAGUGAGGAUAAGCAUUUUAUGCAACCAGUUAUUCCAGUUUUCUAUUGUCACUAUGACCAUUGGAGCAUGCUUAUGGAAAACCUACUAAAAUCCAAAAGGUAUUGGCACCUAAUUGAAACUGAUUACAAAGAACCAAAAAAGGGAGAGACAUUAUCUGAGGUGUGGCAAAAGGAAUACGAAGAUUUGAUGUUGAAGGAUCUCAAAGCUAAGAAUUAUCUAUUCCAAGCUAUAGAUAGAACUACUCUUGAGCAAAUUUUAGAGAAACACACAGCAAAACAAAUAUGGGAUUCCAUGAAGAAAAAGUAUGAAGGAAAUGCAAAGAGUCCUCUCAUUGUACACGAGCAAAAGUUUCACAGAAACAAAGUUGACGAGCAAGCCCUCAAAGUGACCAUUGAUGAUCAAAAUGAAAAUAAAGGUCGACGUCGAGGACAAAGAGGCUAUACAGGUAGAGGUAGAGGCCGAGGAUGGCAACCUUUCAAUAAGGCAACCAUUGAACGUUACAAAUUUCAUAAGCUUGGUCAUUUUCAGUAUGAAUGUUCAACACUAAAGAAUGUCAACUAUGUUGAAUUGAAUGAAAAAGAAGAAAUGUUGUUGAUGUCCUAUGUAGAUGUGAAUCAUGCUUCACAGGAGGACAUAUGGUUUCUUGAUUCAAGUUGCUCAAAUCAUAUGAGUAGUAAUAAAGUUGCAUUCCAUGAGUUAGAUGAAGCUUACCGAGAUUCAAUAAAAUUGGACAAUAAUACCAAAAUGAGUGUACUUGAAAAAGAAAUGUGA